Molecule: messenger RNA, 1842 nt
Organism: Sphaerulina musiva SO2202
Lineage: Eukaryota; Fungi; Ascomycota; Dothideomycetes; Mycosphaerellales; Mycosphaerellaceae
Product: P-loop containing nucleoside triphosphate hydrolase protein
Exons: 1
Coding region: 11-1042 (343 amino acids)
Biological process (GO): iron-sulfur cluster assembly
Cellular component (GO): cytosol
Molecular function (GO): ATP-dependent FeS chaperone activity; 4 iron, 4 sulfur cluster binding; ATP binding
Source: RefSeq, a predicted model, not a curated record
AUUGUAAACCAUGGCGCCCUCACUGGAAGAGCCGGUGCAGUCGGUCGACACGGCCGUCGACGAGGCACUGAGCUCCAAGCCAACGCUCAUUGCCGCCGAGCCAGAAAACUGCCCGGGACCCGAAGGCGAGCAAGCAGGCAAAGCAGACGCCUGUGCAGGCUGUCCGAACCAGCAGAUAUGCGCAUCGGCGCCGAAGGGACCUGAUCCGGACAUUCCCAUCAUCACGGAGCGGUUGUCGGGAGUGAAACACAAGAUUCUGAUUCUUUCGGGCAAAGGCGGCGUGGGCAAAUCCACUUUCACCACCAUGCUCGCUCACGCUUUCGCUUCGAAUCCCGACAAUACCGUCGGCGUGAUGGACACCGACAUUUGUGGACCCUCGAUACCUAAAAUGAUGGGUGUCGAAGAUCAGAAGAUCCAUGUCGCGAAUACCGGCUGGGAACCGAUAUGGGUCACCGACAAUCUGGGAGCAAUGUCUAUUCAGUUCAUGCUCCCGAAUAGAGAUGACGCCGUGAUCUGGAGAGGACCAAAGAAGAAUGGACUGAUCAAGCAGUUUUUGAAGGACGUCGAAUGGGGUGAGAUGGACUAUCUGCUUGUCGAUACGCCGCCAGGCACGAGUGACGAACAUCUAUCUGUCAACAGCUAUCUCAAGGAAAGCGGUGUCGAUGGAGCAGUUCUGGUGACCACGCCGCAAGAAGUCUCUCUUCUAGAUGUGAGAAAAGAGAUUGACUUUUGCAGAAAAGCCGGCAUCAAAGUGCUCGGCUUGGUGGAAAAUAUGAGUGGAUUCGUCUGCCCGAAGUGCACGCACCAGUCUGAGAUCUUCAGAGCGACGACUGGAGGUGGCAGAAGAUUGGCAAAGGAGACUGGUGUACCCUUCCUAGGAGCUGUGCCGCUGGACCCUAGAAUUGGCAUGGCGUGCGACUAUGGAGAGAGUUUCUUCGACAACUAUGGUGACUCGCCCGCCUGUAAGGCCUUGAUCGACGUUGUUCGAGGCGUGGCAAAAGAGAUUGGCGAGAAACCCGAAGAUGUGCUACCCGAUGAGUGAACUUAUCGCUGCAGCCACGAUACUCGUGUCGUGGCCCGGCGGCGUUCGCUUCCCUGACUCUACCUCCUUCAUUCAAAUCGACCCAGGCACUUCGGGACACCUAGGUCGCCUAUGCCGGCAUGGAUUUCAGCAAAGCGAUUCCGACUAGCAUGAUGUCCUGCCCAACUGUCCUUUCCUGUGGCACCCGCAGUGGAUUAUAUGAGGACAUAUCUGGCGACCGGGCUGCAGCGCAAAUCUACUUGGCGCUGACUUCUGGUAUGCACCAGAUAGCAAGUCAAAAGAAUUGCUCGCUCGAUUGGUGCGCUGUUUGCUAGAACUACGACCUUCAUUUCCAAGCAAGAGUCCACACAAAAUGCCUAUCCUUUGACAGCCUACGGUGCUAGAAGGCGUCAUCAGCACGACUUGCGCACCCUCCGCUGCAUCUUAUAUGCAGCCAUCACGGCUAUACACGACUGAUUAUUCAUAGAAGACUUCAUUGCAAGCAUACUUGCUCAUUUUCGAUCCCGCGUCAACCACAGUCCUCUUCUCAUCGACGCCUGUGUGAGCACAAAUCUAUGUGCCUGGCUAAGAGGCCCUCUCCCCCCUUCCCCUGCAGGAUUACUAGAAUACACCCGCCAUACCAUAGAGUCUUUCACUGAUCAACCUGGAUGACUUCUCUUUGUUGUAAUCCGCCACCUCCAUCCGAGAAUAGUGUUCGAGACCGCCCUCGUGCGGCUAGGCUUUGUUCCACAGUGCUCGACAAUCUGCUUUCGAACGUAAAUCACUGGCCACCUCUUCAGGGAAUUGACAAUACAAUCUCC